Toxorhynchites rutilus septentrionalis is the source of this 2976-nucleotide messenger RNA. RefSeq lists its product as uncharacterized. Gene Ontology annotation, molecular function: nucleic acid binding; aspartic-type endopeptidase activity. Lineage: Eukaryota; Metazoa; Arthropoda; Insecta; Diptera; Culicidae. Gene Ontology annotation, biological process: proteolysis; DNA integration. Bases 1 to 2976 code for a protein of 991 amino acids. The record is from RefSeq and is a predicted model, not a curated record. The transcript is spliced from 2 exons.
AUGAAUUGUGAGUUCCUGAUCGAUUCUGGUGCCCAGGUAAACACAGUCACGGAUUCCGUAUUUGAACGGUUGAUUGCGAAUACACAAUACAGUGGAGAAUUACACAACAUUCAACAAGGAACUGACCGUCCUUUGAAGGCUUACGCAUCAUCGGAAGGCAUACAGGUCCAGUGUACCUUCGAAGCACUCCUGUACGUAUCGGAUGAUCGCCCAGUAUUAUUGGAGAAAUUCUAUGUGGUAAGAGAACUUCGCUCGCUGUUAGGCAGGGCCACAGCGAUCAGGAUUAGAUACGAUACAUCAAAACCUCCAUGCCGCAACAUCUUCAUGAAUGUUCCUGUCGCAAUGAAACAAGCAGUUGGUCAACGACUUGAUGAACUAACAGCAGCAGGGAUUAUCGAGUGCGUCAAGGAGCCGAUGAACACAUCGUUCUGCUCGUCAAUGCUAGUUGUUCCGAAGGGCCUAAGUGACUUCCGGCUAGUCAUUGAUCUCAGAGGACCCAAUCGUUAUAUACUCCGUUGCCCGUACGCUAUGCCCACCUUAGAGAAAAUUCUCGCAAAACUAGAAAGAGCAAAUUGGUUUUCGACUAUAGAUUUAUCGAGCGCAUUCUUUCACAUUGAACUACAUGAAGACUCACGACAUUUGACAAACUUUAUGACUGAGUUCGGCAUGUAUCGCUAUGCUAGAUUACCUUUUGGACUAUGCAACUCCCCGGAUAUUUUCCAAGAGGUUAUGGAGCGUACUAUUCUAGUCGGAUGCGAGGGAGUGUGCAACUAUCUGGACGACAUACUGAUUUUCGGGAGAACAAAAGAGGAACAUGAUAAGAAUCUCGAAGAAGUUCAAAACAGAUUAAGAGACCAUAACGUGAAGGUAAACUUUGAAAAAUGCAUUUUCAGUAGUCAAAAGGUCAAAUUUCUCGGGUUCGAACUAAGCGCUACUGGUUGGAGGAUUGAACAAGAGAAACUGAGCGCAAUCAAGAAUUUCAGGCGUCCUACGUCCUGUGCCGAGGUCAAAAGCUUUCUAGGGCUUAUAACUUUCGUUGACAAGUUUCUCAUUCACCGAGCCACGAAGACAGAACACUUAAGAAUCUUAGCCAAUGCUGCGGAAUUUCAUUGGACCGAUGUUGAGGAAGCCGAGUUUGUAUCCCUGCAAACCGAUAUGAUACAGGCAAUUAAUACAUUGGGGUACUUUAGUAAUUCUGACAAGACAGAACUUUUUGUCGAUGCGUCUCCAGUUGGGUUGGGGGCUGUGUUGGUGCAAUACGAUUCGAAUGAUACUCCCAGAAUAAUUGCAUGUGCUUCAAAAGCACUCACAGCAUCAGAGCGGAACUACCCUCAAUCGCACAGAGAAGCUUUGGCCGUUGUAUGGGGUAUUGAACGCUUCACGUUCUAUCUAACAGGUAGAUCUUUCAUUGUUCGAUCGGAUGCUUCCGCAAAUGAAUUCAUCUAUCAUUCCAACUUCCGCAUUGGCAAACGAGCAUUCACCAGAUCCGAAGGAUACGCGUUGAGGCUUCAACCGUAUGAUUUCAAGAUAGAGAGGGUCAGAGGAGAAGACAACGUGGCGGACGCACUGUCGAGAUUGAUUCGCGAUUCUCAAGAAGCAGAGCCUUUCGAAGGUGAAAAUGGUAGCCAUUUGUUGUGCACUUUGGAUGCAGGUUGUAUGGAGGUUACGUUAAGCGAGAUAGAAUUAAGCUCGGAACAAGACGAAGAGAUGGAGAAUCUACGGUCUGCCCUGCAACGCGACGAUUGGCCCAGUGAAUUGCGAAUGUACGAAGCACAUAAGAAGAACAUCCACUGUAUCGGAGCGUUACUGUGCAAAGGGGAUCGAAUCAUCCUACCAAAAGCGUUGAGAUCGAAAGCCAUAGAAUCAGCCCAUAGCGGACACAUUGGCGAAAUUGCCAUGAAGCGCAUAAUGAGGGAUUUUUUCUGGUGGCCAAGAAUGUGUGCUGAAACAGAGAAAUUCAUUAAAAAUUGUGAAACUUGUGCGCUGUUAUCUAAAAAAAAUCCUCCAGUACCAUUAGUAUCACGUGAGCUUCCGGAUGGGCCAUGGGAAAUUAUUCAGAUAGAUUUUCUCAUGGUUCCCGAAUUUGGGUCAGGCGAAUUUCUCAUGGUGGUUGACACAUACUCCAGGUUUUUGUUUGUGGUUGAAAUGCAUCGCAUAACGGCGGACGCAACUAAUUCGGCUCUACAGGACAUUUUCAAGCGCUGGGGAUUGCCACGUGCGAUCCAGAGCGAUAACGGGCCACCUUUCCAAAGUUCAACAUUUUGCAGUUUCUGGCAGGAGAAAGGUGUCAAUGUGCGUAAAUCCAUUCCCUUGAGCCCCCAGUCGAAUGGAAUGGUUGAAAGGUAUAAUCAGCCAAUUAUCAAGACAUUGUCGGCUGCGAAAAUCGAGGGCAAAAAUUGGAGGAAAGCUUUGGAAACAUUUGUGCACAAUCACAAUACGCUAAUUCCGCAUUCACGAUUAAAAGUAACUCCUUUCGAACUUCUCGUCGGUUGGAAGUUUAGAGGUACAUUUCCAAGUCUUUGGUCUAGUUCGAGCGACAAGAAGUUGGACCGUGAACAGAUUCGGGAAAGAGAUACCGAACAAAAGUUCAUCAGCACUAAACACGCGGACCGGGCAAGAGGAGCCACAUCUUCGGACAUUCAGGUCGGUGACACGGUUUUGGUUAAGCAGCAAAAGAAAUCCAAAGUAGAUCCCACAUUUUCUUCCGAACGAUAUACCGUCGUAGCACAAGAAGGAUCAAAGAUGGUAGUUGCAAGUAGCAACGGAAUUCAAUACGCUAGAAGUAUCAACGACCUUAAGAAGGCUCCGUCUCAGGCACCACCUGGCGAUGCAACAGCUCUGAAUUCGGAUCACACCGCAUUAGAUAUCGUGGCAGAAGAGAAACACCUGGAAGAUAAUCGACCGACACUUCGUCGGAGAGCAGCUAUGAAGAAACCGGCAAGAUUCGAUGACUUCGUUUACAGAGUUUUCCAGUGA